Eurytemora carolleeae is the source of this 2005-nucleotide messenger RNA. RefSeq lists its product as uncharacterized. The record is from RefSeq and is a predicted model, not a curated record. Bases 101 to 1975 code for a protein of 624 amino acids. Lineage: Eukaryota; Metazoa; Arthropoda; Copepoda; Calanoida; Temoridae. The transcript has 12 exons.
AAUGUUGAAAUGGACAAAAACAUGAUAUUUGAAAGGAAUGAUAAAUAGGGUAAACUAAUAAUGAAGCUAUAACAAAACUAUCGUGGAUAAAAAAAUCUAAAUGAGUUUUCUUCGCCGCUUCCGGCCCAGCGUUUACUCAUUGGAGACCCAGGCUGAGAACUCCUGGUGCCAACAUGUUCUAGGCAGAGUUCGUGAGUUGCAACUGCUUGAAUACGAGCUAGAUCUUUGUAAAGUUAGAUUGGAUCUUGACCUGUAUCUCUUCUCAGUUCUACCAAACCAUAGAGUAGAACUAAUCUUCUCCAGGAUACUGGGAACACUAAGCAGAGAUACGGCAGAGAGAAGUGUUCCAACAGAAUACCUGGAUCCAGAAUCUAGACCUAAUGUCAGAGUUCUUUUUCUCUCACUUUUCUACAAAACAAGAUUUGAAGGAUUGGAGUUAACUUGCAGUUCUUCAAGUCCUUGCAGUGCUCAUGUUCUUCAGUCUUUACAUUCAAUUAUUACCUCUAGUCAUACUCAGACUCCAGUAGUUACAGAACCUUGCCUUUCUAAUCUCAGAGUAAAACUAUUUUCCAAUUCUUCCUUAUCAAUUGAGGAGUCUUAUCAUCUCAAGCAAUUCAUAAGAACCCUUUCAAAUCUUCAGAAUUUGACUUUGUGGUAUGCCGCGGAUGAUUCUCUAUUGCAUAUUCUAGAGGAAACCUGCCCCAGAAUCCUUUCCUUGGAUCUUUGGAAAUCCAGUCAAGUAACAGAUGCUGGACUUUUAUGCUUUCUUGGCUACCAACAUACAUCAGAAGACUGUUAUAAAAACAAAAGUCAAGUUUUUGGUGAACACAAAACCAAUGGCAGAUUUAUCCAGAAGCAGAAUAAGAUAAAUUGUUGUAAUCUACGCCGCGUACUAUUAAAAGAAACCAGUGUAUCUUCAGCAGGUCUUUUCUCUCUUAUUGAGAACUGUUCUGAGCUGGAAUAUCUGGAGUACUCUAAAGGAAUACUAGAGGAUGAACUACUACAACUACUCAGUGAGAACUAUGCUAGGAAGAAAGCAGUUUAUUCUCUUCGAAGUAUCUUUAUCAAUGUGAACAGUAUGCCUGCACUAUUUAAUAUUGUAAAAUCACUGCCAUGCCUAACUAAACUUAGUAUUUGGAGCUCGCUCAAAGCCCCGCCAGGAUCCUGGCUCCAAUCAGAUUUUCAGUUCCUAAGCUCCCUUCAACUUGGAGGAAUUCAGAACUCUUUUUUCCUUAAGCAGCUCCUCAACCUGGUUGGAAACAAACUGAUCUCUCUUGAACUUAAUUCUCUUCAUUUUCCAGUUAAUAUUUGUGAAAUUGGGGCUGUGUGUUUAAAUCUGCAAGAACUAAGACUGUUUAGCUUAAAGGUUUUCUGUACAACGAAAAAGAAACACGUUGAUGAGAAUCAAACAGAAAAUAAUUCAGUUGACAAACCUUUAAAUAUACAGAAUACAAUAAGAACAAUUAAAAACCUUGAAACUUUUAAAAGUUUAGUUAAAGAAGAAACAAAUUUUGCCACAAUACUUGAGAAAAGCUUAAAUUGUGAAGAAUUGGUGAGAGCAAAUCCAUCCUUAAAUAAAGAACAGCAGAGCUGUGAUGAGGAUUCUCUAAAAACUGUUAAUUUUGACAAAAUCCGCUCACUCCAGUUCUUUCUGCUAGAACAUCAGGGGGAAGAAAAUGUUCUGGAAUACAUUCUUAGUCGAGCAACUUCUUUACAGAAUAUACAGGUGACUGGGAAAGACUCACUAAAUCACGACAUACUCCACAACAUCUUAAAGUUAAACCCGCUCAAAAAACUGAGAAGAUUUGUCCUGUCUGUUCCUACACAUGAGAACUCUCCUCUUGAACUCUCUACCGAGUCAUUAAACCUUCUUCAACAAUCCUGUCCUCAACUUCAGUGUAUUGGAGAUCUCAGACACUGGAAAGUGAGUAGAUCUGAAAAAGUCAAAUUCUCUCUUCAACAUCACUUGGUUUAAAUCCUUAUUAAAUGAAUUUGAUAAAAAAUG